ACUUUUGCUCCCUCCUCCACCUCCACACUCCUCUUUCCUCUCCCCUCAGCCUCAUGUUCUUCUCCCCCUCCCUGUAGCUUCCCUCCCACUCCCCCCGCCCCCUCCCCCAAUUCGACCCUCCCCUCCCGGCCCCCGCCCAAAUAUCCAGUCUUGCUUGGGAACCUUCCCUCGCUCCAGCCAGAGAUCCUCCCCGGGCGGGGAUCCCCGUCGUCCGGCCCCGGCGCGGCGGCCUCUCCCGUCCGCGUCUCCCACGCGUUUUCUUGCUUCCGGCGAGGGAGGGGAGGGGAGGGGAGGGGAUAAGGCGGGGGCAGCGCGCCUGGAUGAGCUGCUUCUCCUGCUUCGGCCCGGCCCUCGAGGCGGAGGCCGGCAAGCCGGGGCCCGAUGCCAAGGACGCGCGAGGCAAGGACGGCGCCGCCCCGGAUCGCGCCGGAUCAGAUAAAUUGAAACUGCAGGGUGGGUCAGACCCUAAGAAUACUCAUCUAACCAUCCCUAGGGAUGGGAAUAGCCAAAACAUUGCGGCACAGAUUUUCACUUUUCGUGAGCUUGCUGCCGCCACUAAGAACUUCAGACAAGAUUGCAUGCUGGGUGAGGGAGGUUUCGGACGUGUAUAUAAAGGUCGCCUCGAGAAUGGCCAGGCUGUUGCUGUGAAGCAACUUGAUCGUAACGGUCUCCAAGGAAAUAGAGAAUUCCUUGUUGAGGUCCUCAUGCUCAGUCUCUUGCAUCACACUAACCUUGUCAAUCUAAUUGGUUAUUGUGCUGAUGGUGACCAACGCCUCCUUGUUUAUGAGUUUAUGCCACUGGGCUCAUUAGAAGAUCACUUGCAUGAUGUGCCACCUGAGAAGGAACCUCUUGACUGGAACACACGGAUGAAGAUAGCUGCGGGUGCAGCCAAGGGCUUAGAGCAUCUUCAUGACAAGGCUAGCCCUCCUGUUAUUUACCGGGAUUUCAAGUCAUCAAACAUUCUUCUUGGUGAAGGGUUUCACCCGAAGCUGUCCGACUUUGGCCUUGCAAAACUUGGUCCAGUUGGUGACAAGACUCAUGUUUCAACACGUGUAAUGGGAACAUACGGAUACUGUGCCCCGGAAUAUGCAAUGACUGGGCAGCUCACAGUGAAAUCGGAUGUCUAUAGCUUCGGCGUCGUUUUCCUUGAACUGAUCACAGGGCGUAAAGCAAUCGACAACACCAAACCCCAGGGGGAGCAAAACCUGGUGGCAUGGGCCCGUCCACUCUUCAAGGAUCGCAGGAAAUUUCCUAAGAUGGCUGACCCAAUGCUUCAAGGCCGGUUCCCCAUGAGGGGCCUGUAUCAGGCUUUAGCUGUUGCUGCUAUGUGCUUGCAAGAGCAAGCCACAACUCGUCCUCAUAUAGGAGAUGUUGUCACUGCUCUCUCAUAUCUAGCGUCUCAGACAUAUGAUCCAAAUGCCCCAACUCAACAUACUCGGAGCAAUUCAUCGACGCCUAGGGCCAGGAAUAUGGGUGGGCGGAACAGCGAACAGCGCAAUGGACGCUCACCAAACCAUCAUUCUCCCAGGACAUCAAAGCAUGGUGGGGAGGUUAGCCGGACUAGUUCUAAUGGCGGUGAUUCUGGUCGGAGAUCAGGAUUGGAUGACAUGGACAUGGCAGGAUCACAGGCAGGUAGUCCAGCUCAGACAGGAAGGAAGAGAGACACCCCAAGGACUGCUGACAGGCACCGCGCCGUCGUGGACGCUAAAAUGUGGGGGGAGAACUCCAGAGAGCGGAAGCGACCGAACGGCCAUGGUAGCUUCGAUAGUACAAAUGAGUAAAGUGGACGGCUCUCUUUCACGGCGUCGCUCUAGCAGGGGGUCGACGAGUUUGCUCAUCAGCACCAGACGGGCCAGGUUUAGGAACACGGUGUUUGUUCCAGUUCUGUCCCGUUGUCUGUGAAUAAAGGCUUUUCGUGCCAUCAGCACUGCCUCACGGUUGCUUUAUCUGUAAGUUGUUGCAGUUGACAUGCCUUCUCCGGGCGGCGUCCAUUCCUUGCGAAUGUGAUUGUGUCACGCGCUCAUGUCCUUUAGAGUUCAGGAGCCUACAUAGAUGCAGCUGGAAAUGUAGGGAAGGGGAUUGGAAGACCGUCGAAGCCGCAGAGCUGAGUCUGUCGGGCCCUUUCUCUUUUAUCUGCAGUUACACAAUGUCGACAAGUAUGCUCCGCUGCACCUUGUGUUCUGGAACUGAUUGUGCAACCGUGCCGGGCAGUUUCUUCUGAUGGAUGCGACUUCUCAGGUUUGGUUGGGGAUAGGAUAGAGAUUACCCAUGUUUCGUUCGUACAGCUCCUAUUGUUUUUGUGUCGAGUCGCGGGAUGGUCAUUUAUUUGUAUUAGCUUUGACGCACUUCUUCUGCUUGUAUCUUAUUAGUGCGAACAUGGUUUAGCAUGCAGCAAAAGUAUCAGGUUAUUCAGAAUUUCAGAGCCCAUAUAUUAUUGUUCUCAUUUUGUUCCUAGAAGUGGAAACCAUGUUGUUCAUGUA
Messenger RNA from Hordeum vulgare subsp. vulgare (domesticated barley), 2480 nucleotides. Its product is annotated as receptor-like cytoplasmic kinase 185. Lineage: Eukaryota; Viridiplantae; Streptophyta; Magnoliopsida; Poales; Poaceae. The transcript is spliced from 5 exons. The record is from RefSeq and is a predicted model, not a curated record. Gene Ontology annotation, molecular function: ATP binding; protein kinase activity. Bases 321 to 1781 code for a protein of 486 amino acids. Gene Ontology annotation, biological process: protein phosphorylation.